Molecule: messenger RNA, 939 nt
Organism: Andrographis paniculata
Lineage: Eukaryota; Viridiplantae; Streptophyta; Magnoliopsida; Lamiales; Acanthaceae
Product: histidine-containing phosphotransfer protein 1-like
Exons: 6
Coding region: 168-626 (152 amino acids)
Biological process (GO): phosphorelay signal transduction system; phosphorylation; cytokinin-activated signaling pathway
Cellular component (GO): nucleus; cytoplasm
Molecular function (GO): histidine phosphotransfer kinase activity; protein histidine kinase binding
Source: RefSeq, a predicted model, not a curated record
GCUCUGGUUUGGCAAGUCAUUUGUUGCGUGUUAGUCCCAUCCAUCACACACACACAUAUAUAUAUAUAUCAUAUAUGUAUAUAUGUAGCUGCAAGAUCUGCUGUACCCUGAUUUGGACUGCGUCCUUGUUCUACGGUCGAGCAGCGGAAAGCGUUGGGCACUAAGCCAUGGAUAUCGUGGGGCAGUUGCAGAAGCAGUUUGUUGACUUCUCGAUUUCUCUCUAUCAUGAGGGUUACUUGGAUGAUCAGUUCUUGCAGUUACAGAAACUACAAGAUGAGAGCAAUCCAGAUUUCGUCGUUGAAGUUGUUUCACUUUUCUUUGACGAUUCGGAGAAGCUCCUGAAUAAUUUGGCUGUUUCCCUCCAACAGCAGUUUGUGGAUUUUAAGCAGGUCGAUGACCAUGUUCACCAGUUCAAAGGUAGCAGCUCCAGCAUAGGUGCACAGAAAGUGAAGAAUUUGUGUGUUGAAUUCAGAAACUACUGCGUAGAGAAGAACCUCGACGAGUGUUUGAGAUGUUUGCAGCAGUUAAAGCAUGAAUAUUGUCUCGUGAAGAAUAAACUGGAAACAUUGUUCAGGCUGGAGCGACAAAUCUUGGAUGCUGGUGGGACAAUCCCCUCAAUAGCAUAAGUAUCUGGAGCUAUUAAUAUAAAAGGGUUGUUAAGGGACCUAGUUGCUGAACUAGUAAACUCUGUAAGAUGAUGUACUGAUUCCGAUCUAGAAUCCUUGUCUUGAGUCAAAUGUCUUAUCGUUUAUCGUUGUAUGCCUUCGACAUAGCUGUUUAUAAACAGUCCAGAGUUCAAUUUGUUCAUGUCUCUUCCCUCAUCUCGACAUUUGUUUUCUCAUCUGCAAUAUACCGUCGAUUUAUUGUAAUUUUACCAAGACAGCCAUCUAGAUCAUUAUAGGCAAGUGGCUGAUUAUAUAUGGCUUAUAUCAUUUGACA